CUGCAAUUUAGAUGUAGACAGCAGGGCGGACACAAAUGAAACGGCGCUUUGUUUCCAUAGAACAGGGUUAUUGACUUCGCUGCUAUAACGCCAUUCGACUACAUGAUCUGACAUAGUGAGUUUGAGCAACAGAGAUUUGCGUAAUUUGCGAAAUGUCGCCAGAGACUGGCUGGCCGUGCAGAAGCAUUGACGUCCACCAAGAUGAUGCUUCAUAGCUAGGGACAGAGAUUUAAGGGAUUAAAAACUCGUCGAGAGAAAGCGUUGGGUACCAGGGAGAUGCUAAAUAAUCCUAGGAUGACAGACGAGGCAAAGUACCCAGGAUUCUGUCUAAAUGGCCGACAUCAGGAUUCACGAGAGGCUCUGAAUGAAUAGGACAAUCGUGCAGUUAUCUCAAAACAAUAGCUUAUGGCAAAACGACAUUUAGAGAAGAUAACCUGGUAGACCUAUGCAUAUGCAACGGUAUCGGUUAGGCUACAGGAUGGAUAUAGGAAGGCACGUUAUACACUGGUAGUGUGUUUUCUGUUUUACGAUAGUGGUGGAACGUAUACAUGCGUUGGAUUGACGGCCUGUCGCCUCUCGCCUGAACAUAUUUGUGUGUUUGGCUGUAUGAGAAGACGCAAUGAUGUUUAUGAAAUGCCAUAGAAGCAAACUGUCGGUGUGGGCCGCUCUGUGUGUUUUGGUAUUGUGCUGGCUUUACAUUUUCCCCGUCUAUAGACUUCCAAGCGAUAAAGACAUAGUGGAAGAGGUCCUAGGACAGGGGAAAGUGUGGACUAAAAAUCAGACGGGGAUUGAUAUGUACAGGAAACUGAUCACAGAAUGCUGUGAGCCGAGGGAGAUGUUUGCACUUACAAAGGAGAAUUCCCCAAUUGGCAAGGUCCUGUGGUAUGAUGGUGAACUGUACCACUCUCGCACAGUCAACAAUGACACCUACCCACUCUUUGUAAAGGAGACACCACUGAAGCUGCCCCUUAAAAGGUGUGCUGUGGUAGGCAAUGGAGGGGUCCUGAAGAACAGUGGCUGUGGCAGGGACAUCGACCAGGCAGACUUUGUCUUUCGAUGCAAUCUGCCUCCGCUUACCAAAGAGUAUACAGCAGAUGUUGGGACGAAAACUCAUCUGGUGACGGCAAAUCCCAGCAUCAUUGAGAAGAGGUAUCAGAACCUCCUGUGGUCACGCAGGACAUUUGUGGAAAGCAUGAAGGCGUACGGAUCCAGCUACGUCUACAUGUCUGCUUUCUCCAUGAAGCCAGGGACUGAACCAUCUCUGAGAGCCUAUUAUACUCUGAGCGACGCCUUUUCAAACCAAACUGUGCUUUUUGCCAACCCAGACUUCCUGAAGAGCGUGGGGAAGUUCUGGAAGAGGCGUGGUGUGCAUGCCAAGCGUCUUUCCACGGGGCUGUUUCUGGUGAGCUUGGCACUAGGUUUGUGUGAUGAAGUGAUGGUCUACGGCUUCUGGCCAUUCGCUGAGGACCUAAACCAGCAGCCUGUUAGCCACCAUUACUAUGACAAUAUCCUUCCCUACUCUGGCUUCCACGCAAUGCCUGAAGAGUUCCUGCAACUCUGGAACCUGCACAAGACUGGCACCUUGCGUUUGCACAUAGGUCAGUGCGCUGAAAUAGACUGAGAAACCGCUAUCAGAAUAAGCCUUCUCAUUAGCUCUCCUUUUCAAUCGAUUCAUCUGCAACCUCAAACAAAUAUUACUCCUUUCAUGGCGCUCAAACCCCACACUCAAACAGACAUUCAAA
Clupea harengus (Atlantic herring) is the source of this 1742-nucleotide messenger RNA. It is a transcript of the gene st8sia1, whose product is annotated as ST8 alpha-N-acetyl-neuraminide alpha-2,8-sialyltransferase 1. Gene Ontology annotation, molecular function: alpha-N-acetylneuraminate alpha-2,8-sialyltransferase activity. Gene Ontology annotation, biological process: oligosaccharide metabolic process; N-glycan processing. The record is from RefSeq and is a predicted model, not a curated record. Lineage: Eukaryota; Metazoa; Chordata; Actinopteri; Clupeiformes; Clupeidae.